GAGGCGGAGCGCGCCCGCCCAGCCGGGUGCAGCGGCCCCAGCCGGCCCGGGGAGCCCGGGGGCCUCCGGGGCUGAGUCUGAUCCUCAGCUCCCUGCUGCUGAGCAGCCGCCCGGGGCACCGGGACGCCAUUGGUCCCCACGUCCGUUCCCCCGCCUGGUCCUCGAGCUUGGACACCACGGCCGAGGACUUCCCGCUGCGCCGUGGCUUCGCCAGGGGCCGGACGGGCGCAACGGGUGUCACGGCUGUUGAUGCCUCGGUUGCCUCUUUGCCUGAAGACUCUGCCCUUACCUGGAAGUCUGUACCAAAGGGUGGGGGUCAUGGGUUCUGGAACCAAUCCCCCACAGAUGCUGAGGAACAACUGCACGAGGGACUGUUCUGGAAGGAUGACAUCACUCAAAAUGUGAGGCUCCAGAAGACGGAGCACAGGCCCAGGUUCCAGUCCCCACAGGCCUGCCCGAGCGAUGGGCAGGCAGCCUUUCCCACCAAAACCACCAGGCAGGAGGAGAAACUUCAGCUCUUGUUCCCCAAGAGCCCAGACACCAAGGUGAACAGGGAGCAAUGCUUUCACUCUGCAGUGGUCUCGGAGAUCCUGGACCAAGAAGUGACUGCCCACAUCAAGGCCCCGCUGCAGUGGAAUGGGGAUGGUAAUAAUGCCAACCCUCCGGGCUACUGUGAGGAUUAA
Galeopterus variegatus (Sunda flying lemur) is the source of this 683-nucleotide messenger RNA. RefSeq lists its product as uncharacterized. Gene Ontology annotation, cellular component: endoplasmic reticulum. The record is from RefSeq and is a predicted model, not a curated record. The annotation marks the transcript as partial. NCBI's taxonomy places the organism in Eukaryota, Metazoa, Chordata, Mammalia, Dermoptera, Cynocephalidae. The transcript has 8 exons.